AUAAAUUAAUCUAAAAGAAGAUACUGAUGUCUUAAUUAAAAAUAGGCAUGUUUUGUGCAUUCAAAAAUGCUGUAAAGUUUUUACGAGUUAGAACAUUUAUCGCCGUUAGCAAUUUCCGUACUUUCACUAUCUAACCAAGCGCUGUUUUAACCUUUGUCUCCCACUUACUGUCAAAGCUGAUGACACUGGAUUUGAACGGCGAGAAACUCUUCGUUUAUUGGUUAUUGUUUACUGCGUGGAACAAGAGAUAGCAUUAGACAAACUGUGCUUUAAAUCUUCCUUUUUCUGUUUCAUAGGAUUGUGUCCAUUGGAAAGUUUGCGAAACUCUUAUAAAAAUAUUUUCAAUAUUGUCGUACACUUUCAUCGUAGAAUAGUUAAGUCAAGUAUAUAAGAACUGACAAUUUUUCAUGAAUGUUUUCAUUUGUGAAUUAGACAAAGGGUGAGAUUGAAAGCGGCAAUUUAAAGAGCUAUUGAGAUCGGGUUGAAAGCGGGAAAAGCCAAAGGAGUAUAGGAUGUGAAGGACAAUAGUGGGGAUAGGGGAAGAGUUCCGCACGCCUUCCAAAUUUAGUACCCAAAAUCGUUAUUGAAAUUAAAAACUGCUAGUAGAGUUAAUCAGAAAAUUCAAAGUGAAGGUAAAAACAUAUCUGAUGAUCAUAGUUAUGAAGAAUUGCACGACACAAUUAUUGUUUUCGCUGUCCUUGGUGUACAUGGUGUAUUCAAUAUCACCUCCAUCAUCACUGGAGAAAGCAAGAAAUAAGAGAUCGUUAAUUUUGGAAAAUGUUCUUCACCAUCGAUUUCAGGGGAUGAAACCACAUAAAGAUACUAACAAAAGAAGUGCUUUUGACGCACUUGAUCUAGAUGAACUUUUUAGCGAUCCAGUAUUUCAUGAGACGGGUGCGGACAAUACCUUUGACAGAUUUGACUAUAAUGGAUUGGACUUAAACAACUUUCAUGAUUUCACAGAGUUACCUCCCCUAGAGAAUAACAUACCUCCCCUUGAGAAAGACGAAAUGUCAAAUGUUAUUCCUGGCUCCCAAGGACCAUUUGAUUUUCAGCAAAUGAAAAACGGUCAUGAAACAUACAAUCCCUAUAACUUUGACAGUGCUGCAGUCGCCAAUGCAUUCCAAGAAAAUGCGCAUGCGCAUUAUGUUGCGGAUUCCCUUAUGGAUGAAUUUAUGCAAUUUAUAGCCAUGAAAGAAAAGGGUAUUCUGGACCAGUGCUUAGAACUCACAAAGAGGGGAUAAACAUUCUACAGUACAGUACAUCUAUAGUAAUUUCAUUUAAAUCCAUGGACGAAAGACAGAUAUACAAUCAUGUUUUCUUUAUGAUAUAAAAAAACUCUUUUUGUUUAUACAUUUAAUGGCUUUUUCAAACUGUCGCUCUGCUUUACAUAUGAAUAUACUUUUUACAGA
This is a messenger RNA of Mercenaria mercenaria, 1412 nucleotides long. RefSeq lists its product as uncharacterized. The record is from RefSeq and is a predicted model, not a curated record. The transcript is spliced from 7 exons. The coding region runs from base 648 to 1244 and encodes 198 amino acids. NCBI's taxonomy places the organism in Eukaryota, Metazoa, Mollusca, Bivalvia, Venerida, Veneridae.